AUGGGGGACCCGCAGCAGGACCCUGAACUGUCUUACCAGCAGUCCGCGAGGCAGAGAAGUUCCCAGGACCAGGGGCGCAGUCGGGAGCAAUCUCUGUCCCAGGAGACGCAGCAGCUGCCGCUUGACGCCCAGGUCCUGAGCGGCAUUACUGAGAUGCCCGAGAGCCAGGCCCCCCUCCAGGGGUGGGCACAAGGGGCCGGCCUGAGUCAGUAUGACAACUCGGCGGUGUCCCAGGGUGGCGUACAGUACCUGUCCAUGAGUGCAGGCUUUCCCGCGGAUUUCCAGCGCCAAACUUAUGUGGACGAAGGCAGGGUCCAGGCCACCCACAAUGCCGACUUCAUGCUGCAGCAGCUACAGCGGGGCCAAGGCAACCUCCUUCAGCAACUGGAGUCAUCCUUCCAGGAUCCCCGGCCCAACUACCUGGGCCAGUUCAACGCGUACCAGAGAGAAGACUCGCAGUUCGGCCAAGGCACCCAGCACGGGCCCUACACCAGGGAUGACCCCACCCUCCAGUUCUCGUCCUCUGAGCUGAGCUUCAUGCCCUUCAAUAUGGAGGUGUCCGAGCCGGAGCCCCGGGAGUUGGCCGUGCAAAACGCCAAGGCCUACCUGCAGCAGACCAGCGUCAGCUGCGACCUCAGCCUGUACGAGCACCUGGUGAACGUGCUGACCAAAAUCCUGAACCAGCGGCCCCAGGACCCCUUGUCGAUCCUGGAAUCACUGAACCGCACGGCGCAGAUGGAGUGGUUCCACCCCAAGCUGGACACGCUGCGGGAUGACCCAGAGAUGCAGCCCACCUACGAGAUGGCGGAGAAGCAGAAGGCACUGUUCGUGCGGGGCGGCAGCGGUGAGGGCGAGCAGGAGGUGGAGGAGGAGCCGUUGGAGACAGCCGUGCCCAACGUCAUGGAGUCAGCCUUCUACUUCGAACAGGCCGGCGUGGGCCUGAGCUCAGACGAGAGUUUCCGAAUCUUCCUGGCCCUGAAGCAGCUGGUGGACCAGCAGCCCAUCCACACCUGCCGCUUCUGGGGCAAAAUCCUGGGGCUCAGCCGCAGCUACCUGGUGGCGGAGGUGGAGUUCCGGGAGGGCGAGGAGGACGUGGAGGAGGAGGAGGUGGUGGAGGAACUGACUGAGGGCGACGUCUUGGACAUGCACGGCGAGGAGGAGGGUGAGGAGGAUGAAGAGAAGGUCUCUGACUUCCUUCCCAAGCGCAUGUGGAAGCCCCCACCCGUUAUCCCUAAGGAGGAGAGCCGCUUGGGCGCCAACAAGUACCUGUACUUCGUGUGCAACGAGCCAGGCCGGCCAUGGACGAAGCUGCCCCACGUCACCCCUAGCCAGAUCGUGCAGGCGCGCAAGAUCAAGAAGUUCUUCACCGGCCACCUGGACGCGCCGGUGAUCAGCUACCCUCCCUUCCCGGGCAACGAGGCCAACUACCUGCGGGCCCAGAUCGCACGCAUCUCGGCUGCCACGCACAUCAGCCCCCUGGGCUUCUACCAGUUCAGCGAAGAGGAGGGUGAUGAGGAGGAGGAGGGUGGCGCGGGGCGCGACUCAUUUGAGGAGAACCCCGACUUCGAGGGCAUCGCGGUGCAGGAGCUGGUGGACUCCAUGGCCAACUGGGUGCACCACACGCAGCACAUCCUCCCGCAGGGCCGCUGCACUUGGGUGAACCCUUUGCAGAAGAAGGAGGAGGAGGAGGAGCUGGGGGAGGAGGAGGAGAAGGCCGAUGAGGGGAUGGAGGAGGUGGAGCAGGAGAUUGGGCCCCCGCUGCUGACGCCGCUCUCAGAAGACGCAGAAAUCAUGCACAUGUCGCCCUGGACCUCCCGCCUGUCCUGCAGCCUCUGCCCACAGUACUCCGUGGCUAUCGUGCGCUCCAAUCUCUGGCCGGGGGCCUACGCCUACGCCACUGGCAAGAAGUUCGAGAACAUCUACAUUGGCUGGGGCCACAAGUACAGUCCGGAGAACUUCAACCCGCCCCUGCCAGCCCCCAUUCAGCAGGAGUACCCCAGCGGCCCGGAGAUCAUGGAGAUGAGCGACCCCACGGUGGAGGAGGAGCAGGCCCUCAAGGCCGCCCAGGAGCAGGCCCUGGUAGCUGCAGAGGAAGAGGAGGAGGAUGAGGAAGAAGAUGAGGAUGAGGACCAGGAUGACUGA
Phyllostomus hastatus (greater spear-nosed bat) is the source of this 2142-nucleotide messenger RNA. RefSeq names its product radial spoke head 6 homolog A (gene RSPH6A). Lineage: Eukaryota; Metazoa; Chordata; Mammalia; Chiroptera; Phyllostomidae. Gene Ontology annotation, cellular component: radial spoke; axoneme. The coding region runs from base 1 to 2142 and encodes 713 amino acids. Gene Ontology annotation, biological process: cilium movement involved in cell motility; cilium assembly; axoneme assembly. The transcript has 6 exons. The record is from RefSeq and is a predicted model, not a curated record.